Messenger RNA from Homarus americanus (American lobster), 645 nucleotides. RefSeq names its product basic salivary proline-rich protein 1-like. The transcript is spliced from 2 exons. Lineage: Eukaryota; Metazoa; Arthropoda; Malacostraca; Decapoda; Nephropidae. The record is from RefSeq and is a predicted model, not a curated record. Bases 1 to 645 code for a protein of 214 amino acids.
AUGGACGGUGGAGCCCCCUGGGACUCUUCCAGGCACAGCAAUGCUCCCAGAGGCCCUCCUAGGGACGGAGGCACUCCCAGGGGCAGUGCCAGGCUCGGUCGGGCCUCCUGGGACCCUCUCAGCGAAGGUGGCGCCCACAGGGGCCGUACCAGAGGCGGUGGCGCCCUCAGGGGCCCAACUUGGUGUGGCGGAGACCCCAAGGGCCCUGCCAAGGGGGACGGCGCCGCCAGGGACUUGAUUGUUGGGAGCCCUGCCAGGGGCGCUGGGACCCUCAGGGGCUCUUCCAAAGACAACCGCACUCCCAGAGGCCCUCCCAAGGAUGGUGGCGCUCCCAGGGUGCAUACCAGGGUCAGUGGCGCCUCCAGGAGACCCUGCCAGGGACCCUGGCACUACCAGGCCUCUCCCAGGGACAGCGGAGAUCCCAGGGGCCCCCUCAGGGACGGUGGAGCCCCCUCAGGGACGGUGGAGCCCCCUGGGAAUCUUCCAGGCAGUGACACUCCAGAGGCCAUCCUAGGGAUAGAGGCACUCCCAGGGGCCAUGCCAGGCUCGGUCGGGCCUCCUGGGACCCUCUCAGGGAAGGUGGCGCCCACAGGGGCCCUACCAGAGGCGGUGGUGCCAUCAGGGGCCCAACUUGGUGUGGCAUAG